Messenger RNA from Apodemus sylvaticus (European woodmouse), 1277 nucleotides. It is a transcript of the gene Ppp1r36, whose product is annotated as protein phosphatase 1 regulatory subunit 36. The record is from RefSeq and is a predicted model, not a curated record. The transcript is spliced from 11 exons. Gene Ontology annotation, biological process: negative regulation of phosphatase activity. Gene Ontology annotation, molecular function: phosphatase binding. Lineage: Eukaryota; Metazoa; Chordata; Mammalia; Rodentia; Muridae. Bases 1 to 1236 code for a protein of 411 amino acids.
AUGUUCAAGAGUGAGACCAUGUUGACCGUCCCAGAGUUUUACUCCAGGAGGAAGCAGUUUGUCGGGCAAUCCUCCACCCGGCUGGAUCAAUGUGGAUUACGAUUGGGAAUGUGGUACUGGAAAGAUGAAACAAAAACUCUGGAAUUUAGAAGUUUCACACCUGCAAUAGAACUCAAGGAGAAAGGCAAGAAAGGGAAGGCGGUUCACUUUGCUGAGAUGGACGGCGGAGCUUCAGAAAGGUUGACUGAUAAAAGGUUCGCCUCAAGGGAUGAAAAGUCGGCUAAGGCUCUGGAGAAACGAGGUCAGCAGGGCAAUGUCACGCUGGACGACGUCAAGUUUGUCGCGUUGCUGUCGCUCCAAGACACUGAAAUGCAGCGGAUCUGCUCCUUCACCACAUUUAUGAGGAAUAAGAAUCUCGACAGCUUCCUCAUGGCGCUGCUGUACUAUCUGUCCUACUAUCUGGAGAGACUCUCAAUGGAAAAGAAACCCCAAAGCUACAUGGUAGGCCUGGUAGAGAAGAAAGAGAUAGAGCUGGUUAUGAACAAGUUAGAAGAUGCACAGAAGUACCUGGCCCAGAAGUACUGCAUCCUCGUGCUGGGCGUGGGCAUGGCGGAUAAGCAUCACAUGAACUGUGGAAAGGAGAAAAUAUCAGACACACAGAAAGACUGGAAAUUCUUUGAGUCCUUUUAUACCUUCUGCACAUGCAUAGCCUGGAUUGUCUUCCGACGUCAGUACCUGACGGAGAUCGAGGAAGAGGUAGGCCGGCUGUUUCGGACCAAUAUGUUCAACAUUCCCCGAAGGAAGCGUGAGGACAAAGAGUCAGGGGGAGAAAAGAAGCGCAUGACGUUGGUACAAUUCAGGAGGAUGAUGGCAAAACGUCCAGCAAUUAAAAAGGCCAUGGACAUGCGCUCCCCAGUUUUGUCUACACUGCUGCCAUCUCUCAGAGAAAAAGCUCAACAUAUCGUUGAGAAAAAAUAUGUGGCAGGCAUCAAACUCCAGCCCAGAGUGGAGAAGGAGAUAACAAGUGUGGAGUCUGUGGCCAUGCCAAUAGUUGGCAUCCUGGGGGAGCCUCGAAAUCUGUUCAACCCGCAUACUCUCCUCCCCCUUGAAUCGGAAGAAAAUGUAAAACCAAAUGGAAGAAGUUCUUCCAUAAUAGAGAGAAACAACACCAGGAUUCAGGAUACACUGAAUAUGGUUAUGUCAAAACUAGCUUCACAAAGCACCUGCCCUAAAUAAUCUUGUUGGUUCCAGUUCCUUACCUAGGUCUCUAUAUUUGA